Molecule: messenger RNA, 1323 nt
Organism: Juglans microcarpa x Juglans regia
Lineage: Eukaryota; Viridiplantae; Streptophyta; Magnoliopsida; Fagales; Juglandaceae
Product: putative nuclease HARBI1
Exons: 3
Coding region: 1-1323 (440 amino acids)
Source: RefSeq, a predicted model, not a curated record
AUGGACAAUGAUAGCGAUGCGUGGAAUGAUGACGACAAUAUCGAGGAGAAUGACACGAGUGAAGAGAGCUCUAGUAGUAACGCGUCAAGUACAUUUGAUUUUGAUACAUGGGCGGAAUGGUACGCAUGGUCUAGACGUAACGAUGGUACGGAAGAAGCAGUUCUUUUGAGCAUGUUGAUGGAGGAGCAGCAAUCCCAUGCCCCACGUCGUAUGCCCAGGCCACAACAUAACAUUGGCUUGCGUGGUAACCAGUACAUCAUCGCAGUACUAAAUGGACAUCCUGACACCUGUUAUGAGAUGUUCCGAAUGGAGGUAGAUGUAUUCUGGGCCUUAUGUGAUCGUUUACGUACAGAUGCAAGAUUGCGUGAUUCGUCACGAGAAGUCACGGUUGAGGAAGCCUUAGGAAUGUUUUGCUACACUGUCGGGCAUGGUGUCGUUCAACGGAAUGCAGCUAACUUGUUUCAACAUUCGGUUGAAACAAUAAAUCGACAUGUGUACCACGUAAUGCGUGCAUUAUGUCGUCUAUCGCGCAGUGUGAUUAAACCGAGCCAGACAACUGGGGUGAUGCCUUAUAUUGAAGGAAAUCCAAGACAUUAUCCAUGGUUCGAGAAAUGUCAUGGUGCAAUGGAUGGGGUCAUGAUCAAGGCAGCUGCACCGGCUUCCGUAGCAAAUGCAUACUUAAAUCGGUAUCACAGGAUUACUCAGAAUGUCAUGUGUGUCUGUGAUUUCGAAAUGAAAUUCACAUUCGUAUACGCAGGGUGGGAGGGUACAGCCCAUGAUGCUCGUGUUUUAAUUGAUGCGUUGAGGCGUCUGGGGAACCAUUUUCCAUGGCCUGAAGAGGGUUAUUAUUAUCUAGUAGAUUCGGCAUUUCCAUGUACUGAAGGAUUUAUGCCACCGUAUCCGAGGGUAAGGUAUCAUAGAUUUGAACGAAGAGGCUCUCGUACCUUCCAAGGAUAUAAAUAUCUGUUUAAUUAUCGGCAUUCAUCCCUUCGGAAUGUCAUUGAACGAACAUUCGGCGUGUUGAAGAAGCGUUUUCGAAUUUUAAAUUUAAUGCCCCCAUACCUUCCAACUCGGCAACGAUAUCUUAUUAUUGCAUGUUGUACGAUCCAUAACUUUAUCCGCAUGGUUACACCUAAUGAUCGGGAUUUUCUAAUAUAUAGCAAUCCAGAUGAUUAUCCAGGAAUGGAUGCGAAUCAGAACACCAGUGAAGAGACUCAUGUACCUAACAUGUCGACUGCAUCAGCACAAGCGAUGGCCGCAAGAAGAGAUGCUAUUGCAUUACCUAUGUGGGAGCAUAGUUAUGGUCAACAAGGCAACACCUAA